AUGGCAGCAUUUUGGUUUGUUAAUUUCAUUGCUUUUUCACUAGCAGGAUUUUCACUGACUAGCGAACCACGGUACCCGUGCACAAUAUGGGGAGAUCCACACGUAACUCGUUUCCCAUCGAAUGCUAACGAGCAACCACAAGAAUUUUGGUGUCAAGAUUCUGGUCUACAAUCGAUAGUUCGAAACAAAUACGUUACGGCUAGUAUGGUGGUGAGCGGAUAUCCAUACAUUGUUUUGGAUUUCAAUUUCGUCUUUCUGAAUGACGAUGGCAUUCCAAUCUGUACGUUCAAUGCGAAUCAGUUUUCCUCUGCUACAGCAUCUUGUGGUUCUGAUGUGACGAUCAAUACUGGACCGGACUCUAUUUCGAUUACCUAUGACAAAAUUGAUUUCAGCGUAUUUAUCCGGAAAACGUACUGGGGAAGUGCGUACAGUAACAUAUACUAUUCAAUAUUCGUAUAUCAGAGUCUUUGCUUAAUCAAAAUGUCUGAUGGCCUAUGUAAACGUGGAUGUGCUCCAAUCACUGGUCGUCGUCGACGUGCUGUUACACAAAUAAAUUCAAGCGAUAUGAAUACAACGCUAGUGUCAGCGAAAGCUAAGGAAAUUUGUCAAGUGUACAUCGAUAGUUUUGUUCGUGUUGCACCAAAAAAUCUCACUGCUCGUGAAAUUAGUAACAUUCAAAGUGCUUGUAUCACCGAUGUUUCUAAUACUGGUGAUACACAAUUUGCUCGAACGGGUGCAAUGGUACUGGCUAUUCAGUCAGUCUUCGGAAGCAACACAAAUUUUCAAACUUUCACUGAUACAAUUGCAAACAAAUUGACUGGCGUCCUCACCCUUGUCAAUGAGACAAAUCAACAAGCGGAUAAUCAAGUGUCACAAAUAAUCAAGCAGAUAAGCAAUUACAAUGCCUUUCUUCAAACAGCUGUUUAUAUGACAAGUGACUUUUGCAGGUCAUAUCAGGGAGUUUCAUUGAAUGAUUCAUUUUUGGUUGCUUAUGCUCAUUCGAAUUAUGCAGGUGGCUGUGGUCCAACAUAUGGUCGCAGUUUAUUUACAUUUCGCGAAAUUGAUGAAAUCCCAUUGAAUAGGAUAAAUAAUUUUACGGCUAUUUUGAAGCUGUUUGGGGGUUCACUCAAUGAAACUAAUGCUCCAUUUCAGGCCUAUGGAGGAAUACGUAUUACAAAUGAAGCCGUUAUUCGACGCGUCAUAUCUCCAUGGUCACCGGUUAAUGUGACAUGGUUCAAUCAGCCGACGACAACAUCAAGAAAUGAAGUUGUAAUUCCGGCAACUACUUUGGAAGAAUUGUACAACGUGACACUGAAUGUGACAAAAUUGGUAUAUGAUAUGCGUCUUGCUGGACCUCAAUUGACAGUUCGAACUGAGUCUAAAAGAUGCUAUGGAUUAUCUCAAUAUGAUCAAUGUUCAACUAAUAUUGCAUGCGGUUGUUUUAACUCGACAUCUGCUACUGAUAGUGAUCUGUGUGGUUUUCGCUGGUUAACAUGUUCUGAACUUAAUUCGUGUAUGCCCAAUACUUAUAUGUGUUUGGAACCUAACCAUGUUUGCGUUCAUCAUCCUGACUGUCAAGAUCUACCAUUGUGUUAUCCAUUAUCAAUGACAAGUCACGAACUGUGCCCCCCAAUAUCGUCAACAACAACAACAACAACAACAACAACAACAACAACAACUACAUAUUCUCCACCACCAGAAUCGGACAAUAAACUUUGUUUGACAGCGACAUGGGCAACGAAUGGGAUUACUGUUGCCGGUGGAAAGGGUUUCGGGCAUGAACUUGAUCAGUUGGCCGAUCCUUAUGGAAUUUUUCUUGAUGCUAACGAUACUAUUUAUGUGGCAGAUCGUUCUAAUCAUCGUAUCGUGACAUGGAAACAAGGUGAUUUGGUUGGUCAAUUAGCUGCUGGAGUAAAGUGGGAUAUGAACCGCAAAAUGCUAUUAAAUAUGCCACAGGAUCUUGUCGUUGAUCAUAAUGGAACAAUGUACAUAACCGAUGGGGGCAAUAAAAGGCUUUUACGAUGGCCUAGAGGUGCUCAAGACGGGGAAACCAUGGCUGAUGAUAUUCAGGUCGUCGGUAUAGGCCAAGAUGACGAAGGGUCGAUCUAUGUGUCUGAGUAUGCAAAUGGUAAAUUGACAAAAUGGCGUCGUGGCGAGACGAGUGGACAUGUGAUUCCCACAAGAUUGCAUCAUUCCAAUUUUUUGUUUGUUGAUCAAAACCGAUCGAUCUACGUGGUGAGUUAUAUGAAUCAUCGCGUAGUGAAGAUAACUGAAGGAGUUGAAGAAGCCGUUGUUGUUGCAGGUCAAUCUGAUAACUCAGGGAAUGGUGCAAAUCAAUUAGCUUUCCCGACAGGCGUUUUUGUCGAUCAAUUGGAUACUGUCUAUGUAGCUGACACUCAGAAUCAUCGAAUAAUGCGUUGGCCGAAAGGAGCAACAUCGGGUAGUCUCAUUGCUGGUGGCCACGGUAUUGGUUCUGAAUCCAAUCAACUUUAUUAUCCUUCUGAUGCAUCACUAGAUCGAUACGGAAACCUUUACGUGACCGACACUCUCAAUAAUCGCGUGCAAAAAUUUGUCGUCGAUAAAAGCUCUUGUCGCGCAAAUAAGAAAAAAUAG
This is a messenger RNA of Rotaria socialis, 2613 nucleotides long. The record is from the annotation of a GenBank genome assembly. Lineage: Eukaryota; Metazoa; Rotifera; Eurotatoria; Philodinida; Philodinidae.